Messenger RNA from Lathyrus sativus (Indian pea), 2229 nucleotides. The record is from the annotation of a GenBank genome assembly. Lineage: Eukaryota; Viridiplantae; Streptophyta; Magnoliopsida; Fabales; Fabaceae.
AUGAGUGAACGCAAGACUAUCGACUUAGAUCAAGGAUGGGAUUUUAUGCUGAAGGGAAUAAAGAAGCUGAAGAAUAUUCUAGAAGGGCUACCUGAACCUCAGUUCACCUCUGAUGACUAUAUGAUGCUGUACACGACCAUAUACAAUAUGUGCACUCAGAAGCCUCCUCAUGACUAUUCCCAACCAUUGUAUGACAAGUACAAGGAAUCAUUUGAAGAGUACAUCAUAUCAACAGUAUUGCCUUCUUUGAGAGAGAAGCAUGAUGAAUUUAUGUUGCGUGAACUUGUGAGGAGGUGGGCUAACCAUAAAAUUAUGGUUCGAUGGCUUUCUCGUUUCUUUCACUAUUUAGAUCGAUAUUUUAUAGCGCGAAGGUCGCUUCCGCCGCUUAAUGAAGUUGGAUUGACUUGCUUCCGUGAUUUGGUUUACAAGGAAAUAAAUGGGAAAGUGAGAGAUGCCGUGAUUUCUCUUAUUGAUCAAGAACGUGAAGGAGAGCAGAUUGAUCGAGCUCUAUUAAAAAAUGUCUUAGAUAUAUUUGUUGAAAUUGGAAUGGGGCAAAUGGAUCAAUAUGACAAUGAUUUUGAAGCUGCCAUGCUCAAAGACACUUCUGCAUAUUAUUCUCGAAAGGCUUCAAACUGGAUCCUAGAAGAUUCUUGUCCUGAUUAUAUGCUCAAGGCUGAGGAGUGCUUGAAACGGGAGAAAGAUAGGGUUGCUCAUUACCUACACUCUAGUAGUGAGUCAAAGUUAUUAGAGAAAGUUCAACAUGAGCUUUUAUCUGUGUAUGCAUACCAACUUCUUGAAAAAGAGCAUUCUGGAUGUCAUUCAUUACUUACAGAUGACAAGGUUGAAGACUUGUCAAGGAUGUUCAGACUCUUUUCUAAAAUACCCCGAGGCUUGGAGCCUGUUUCCUGUAUAUUCAAGCAGCAUGUUACCGAAGAAGGUACAGCAUUGGUGAAGUUGGCUGAAGAUGCAGCAAGUAACAGGAAGGCAGAGAAAAGAGAUAUUGUUGGCUUACAAGAGCAGGUUUUUGUUCGAAAAGUGAUUGAGCUGCAUGACAAGUACCUGGCAUAUGUGAACGACUGUUUCCAAAAUCAUACUCUAUUCCACAAGGCUCUUAAGGAAGCUUUUGAGAUUUUUUGCAACAAGGGUGUUGCUGGAAGCUCAAGUGCCGAACUGCUUGCCACUUUUUGUGAUAAUAUUCUCAAGAAAGGAGGAAGUGAAAAAUUGAGUGAUGAAGCAAUUGAAGAUACUCUUGAGAAGGUUGUCAAGCUACUUGCCUAUAUUAGUGAUAAAGAUUUGUUUGCCGAAUUUUAUAGGAAAAAGCUUGCUCGAAGGCUUCUUUUUGAUAAGAGUGCCAAUGAUGACCAUGAGAGGAGUAUUUUAACAAAAUUGAAGCAACAAUGUGGUGGUCAAUUUACCUCAAAGAUGGAAGGAAUGGUUACAGAUUUGACGCUGGCAAAGGAGAAUCAAACAAGCUUUGAAGAAUAUUUAAGCAAUAAUCCUAAUAUAGACCCUGGAAUUGACUUGACAGUUACAGUUCUGACCACUGGUUUUUGGCCUAGUUACAAAUCUUUUGACCUCAAUCUCCCUGCAGAGAUGGUUAGGUGUGUAGAAGUUUUCAAGGAAUUUUAUCAAACAAAAACUAAGCACAGAAAGCUUACUUGGAUUUAUUCCUUGGGUACCUGUAAUGUAAGUGGGAAAUUUGAACCAAAAACUAUGGAGCUGGUUGUGACAACUUACCAGGCUUCAGCACUGCUUCUUUUCAAUUCCUCAGAUAGACUGAGUUAUUCUGAGAUAAUGACUCAGUUGAACUUGACUGACGAUGAUGUUGUUAGACUGCUUCACUCCUUAUCAUGUGCCAAGUACAAGAUUCUUACCAAGGAGCCAAGCACGAAAACAAUAUCACCUACUGAUCAUUUUGAAUUUAAUUCCAAAUUUACAGACAAAAUGAGGAGGAUCAAGAUUCCACUUCCUCCUGUGGAUGAGAAAAAAAAAGUAAUUGAGGAUGUUGACAAGGACAGAAGAUAUGCUAUUGAUGCCUCAAUUGUUCGUAUUAUGAAGAGUCGGAAAGUUUUGAGUUACCAACAGUUAGUUAUGGAGUGCGUUGAGCAGUUAGGCCGCAUGUUUAAGCCCGAUGUCAAGGCAAUUAAGAAGCGGAUUGAAGACUUGAUCUCUAGAGACUACCUCGAAAGAGACAAAGAUAAUGCAAAUUUGUUCAAGUACUUGGCAUGA